This is a messenger RNA of Musca vetustissima, 1587 nucleotides long. RefSeq names its product cytochrome P450 6g1 (gene Cyp6g1). The record is from RefSeq and is a predicted model, not a curated record. Gene Ontology annotation, biological process: response to DDT; insecticide catabolic process. The transcript is spliced from 3 exons. Lineage: Eukaryota; Metazoa; Arthropoda; Insecta; Diptera; Muscidae. Gene Ontology annotation, molecular function: heme binding; iron ion binding; oxidoreductase activity, acting on paired donors, with incorporation or reduction of molecular oxygen. The coding region runs from base 1 to 1560 and encodes 519 amino acids.
AUGAUUGCCUCAAGUAUUCUAUUGGUGAUUACAUUUUUGUUAAGUAUUCUCUAUUUGUGGUGUCGUCGAACAUAUCGCUAUUGGCAGCGUCAUGGUAUACCGUUUAUUAAACCCACCCUAUUCAUUGGAAAUACCAAGGAGGCAUUUACUUUAAAGACCAGUUUUGGUCUGCACUUAUCGGAUAUAUAUAAUGAACCAAAGGUGCGUGAUGAGCCUGUCGCCGGUAUUUACAUAUUCAAUCAACCCGGUUUGAUUAUGCGUGAUCCGGAAAUAAUAAAAUCGGUGCUAAUUAAGGAUUUCAAUUUAUUCACCAAUCGUUAUGGAAGAUGUGAUCCCCACAAUGAUUGUUUGGGUAAUAAUAAUAUGUUCUUUGCUCGCAAUAAUUAUUGGAAGGAAUUGAGAACGAAAAUAUCGCCAGUGUUUACCAGUGGGAAAGUGAAACAAAUGUAUCCAUUGAUGUUGGAGGUUGCCUCUCAACUGGAAAACUUUUUAUCUCUCAAGGGCGAGAAUUUCACGACAGAAGUUAAGGAAAUUUGUGCCACAUUUACCACAGAUCUAAUCUCUACAAUUGCCUUUGGCAUCAACGCCAACAGUAUUAAAAAUCCCGAUGGCGAAUUCCGUUCCCAAUGCCGCAAAUUCUUUCUCUUUACUCUACCCCGAGCUAUUGAUUUUUCGGUGGCAUUUUUCCUACCCAAAUUCGUCUCACUGUUGCGUGUGAAAAUAUUUACCAAAGAUUUUUCGAAAUUUUUACGUUCCACCAUUACCCAUGUUAUGACAGAGCGUGAACGUACCGGUAUUCCUCGCAAUGAUUUAAUUGAUAUCCUGGUAGCCUUGAAGAAAGAAGCAGCGAAAAAUAAUCACAGUUUUAUGCAGAAUAGUGAUUAUUUAGUGGCUCAGGCAGCUGUCUUUUUGACAGCUGGUUUUGAAACGUCAUCAUCGACAAUGGCAUUUGCUCUCUUUGAGCUGUCAAAGAAGCCCGAAUUGCAGGAACGUUUGCGUAAGGAAAUAUGUGAUGCUAUGCUAAGUGAAAAGAAUGGCACGUUGACGUAUGAGCGAAUUCAGGGAUUGGAAUAUUUAAAUAUGGUGGUUGAGGAAACUUUGCGGCUAUAUCCUGUGUUACCAUUUUUAGAUCGUGAACAUCAAAAGCCGGCGGGUGUAUCAAAAGGUUUUAGUUUAAAACCUCACUAUGAUUAUACCUUGCCGGAUGGUAUGCCUAUUUAUAUACCAAUUUAUGCUAUUCAAAGGGAUCCGAAGUAUUGGCCCAAUCCCAAUGAAUUUGAUCCGGAACGUUUUACAAGUGAAAACAAACAGUUGCAAACCUCCAUGACCUAUUUACCAUUCGGUACUGGACCACACAAUUGUAUUGGCAGUCGUAUUGGUUUAUUACAAACCAAAAUCGGAUUGGUACAUUUCCUGAAAAAUCAUCGUGUCGAAGUGUGUGAUAAAACUCCAACAUGUGAACAAUUUGAUGCCAAAGCCUUGGUAUUACAAUUUGAACAAGGUAUAACGCUGAAUGUGGUGCGUGAUCAACUUUAUGACAAGGCCCGUCAACAAAAUUAACUUAAAUUUUCUAAAUUGUGAUAUAAA